GCCCCUACGCCUUUCAAAUAUACAUAGAGAGUGGUCUCUAAAAGCUACAAUUACAUACAUUAUCCACAUUACCAAAUAAUAUUGAUUAGAUUCUCCUCUCUCUUUCUCUAUCUGUUUCAUUUCAUUGAUAUCUGAAUUCCUUCAAAACCGAGAAACUAUGGGGUUGAGAGACAUUAGUGCUUCUCUGCCUCCUGGGUUUCGGUUUUAUCCGAGUGAUGAGGAAUUGGUGUGUCACUACCUUUACAAAAAGGUUACAAAUGAACACGUUCUGAAGGGUACUUUGGUGGAAAUUGACUUGCACAUAUGUGAACCAUGGCAACUUCCUGAGGUGGCUAAGCUGAAUGGGAAUGAGUGGUACUUCUUUAGCUUCCGUGAUCGGAAAUAUGCGACUGGGUUUAGAGCCAACAGGGCCACCGCAUCUGGAUAUUGGAAAGCGACGGGGAAGGAUCGGACGGUGAUAGAUUCAGUGACAAGGGAGGUUGUAGGGAUGAGGAAGACACUGGUGUUCUACAGGAACAGAGCUCCAAAUGGCAUCAAAACUGGAUGGAUCAUGCAUGAGUUCCGACUUGAGGCCCCACACAUGCCUCCUAAGGAGGACUGGGUCUUAUGCAGAGUCUUCCACAAAAGCAAAGAAGAUAACAGUUCCAAAUUCAGCACACAACAACUCAUGAUGUAUAAUGAGACAACAUCACCACCUCCACCCCUAACUUUGUCUUCAUCAUCUCCAUUAAUCAACCAAACAAUGCCUGCCAUUGGUGGGUAUAACAGACUUCCCUCGUUCUCUUCCUCCACGCCAACCCUUCAUAAUCACUUCAACUUAAACACUUCUUCCCUCAACCUUCUUCCAUUUUCACAAGAAACAAACAAUAGCACUGUUACAACUCAACUCAGUUCCAAAGCUGAUGAUGGAUAUGGAUUCUUAUGGGACAUGGAUAUGGAAGAAAAUAAUAGCUUUGAAGAUGGCGUGGCUUCAAACUUGGACGCUAUAAGAUUCGAGGUUGAUAACAAUAACAAUGUGGUCUUGAUAUAAAAUAUAUUGUAUUGUUGGCAUGUGUACAUACAUAUAGUAUAUAUACGGUUCAUAUCUUGUAAAUGGUCGAAUUUGUAUGAUGUUACGUCUUAUGGUGUUUCGCUUUGAGGGGCAAGGUCACAUGCUAGAUUUAUUCAUUGGUCCAGUGUUGUGUUGUAUUAUUGGAGUAUAGUACGUAGGGUAAUAGUGUGUAUUUGGCUUUUCGCGUGAUAAUAUUAUUUACUACAUUUUCGGGGUGCGCCCUUAAUAAUAUUCCUUUUGUAUACAAUUUGUCCA
Molecule: messenger RNA, 1306 nt
Organism: Lotus japonicus
Lineage: Eukaryota; Viridiplantae; Streptophyta; Magnoliopsida; Fabales; Fabaceae
Product: NAC domain-containing protein 21/22-like
Exons: 3
Coding region: 158-1030 (290 amino acids)
Biological process (GO): regulation of DNA-templated transcription
Molecular function (GO): DNA binding
Source: RefSeq, a predicted model, not a curated record